Zasmidium cellare ATCC 36951 is the source of this 522-nucleotide messenger RNA. RefSeq lists its product as uncharacterized. The record is from RefSeq and is a predicted model, not a curated record. The coding region runs from base 1 to 522 and encodes 173 amino acids. The transcript is spliced from 3 exons. Gene Ontology annotation, molecular function: carbon-sulfur lyase activity. NCBI's taxonomy places the organism in Eukaryota, Fungi, Ascomycota, Dothideomycetes, Mycosphaerellales, Mycosphaerellaceae.
AUGUCACCUAACAUCCCCCUACCAUCCGAUGGAGCCAGGGGCGAAGGAACAGAUCACACAGCGACCGCUACCUGCUUCUGUGCAGCGGUCCAGCUCUCAUUCCCUACCGAAGGUCCAGGGCUUGUGACGACUUUGACCUGCCACUGCUCUGAUUGCCACAAGAUCUCUGCUUCAAUGUUCACGUCCGUGUUCAUCGUUAGCGAAGACUCCGUCAAUCAUGUCCGUGGCCAGGACACGCUUACACGGUUCUCCGGGAAGCCAAGAAGCCUCAGCGGAAGUAAGAUGACGAACAGCUUUUGCAGUGUGUGUGGAAGCCUGAUGUAUCGAACAAGCACAAAGUUCCCAGGCCAGCUGUUCAUGAGAAUUGGCACCGUGGAUGAUUUCAACCUGCAUACGACAAAGCUGAAGCCUCAGAUUGAGAUUUUCACGAAGAAUAGAGAGGACUGGCUGAAGGCGGGCGAAGGCUUGCUUCAGUGCGAUGGUGAUUACUUUGCGGACUGGAAGGCACCGUGGGAGGAGUAG